CAAAUAUCUUUAGCCCAUAAUAAAUAUAGCUUGGUCGCCUUAUUUUGUGUCAGAAUUUAUUCAGUAAUACCAGAGUGCUUUAUAUAAUAACCCAUCAAAUAUGUAUAGGUUAUGUUGGUGUAAACAUAUGUGAACAUGUGUACUAAAGUCGGUAUUAUAGCAAAGCCCCAAAACCAUAACCUGUAAGGUCAGGCAAUAAUUGUAGUAGUGGAUUCAGGAUUUUGAACUUAAUAGUUAAAUUCCGGAAACGAAAAUGGUUCGCGAAUUCCAGGCCAUUGUGAUGGCUGGAGGGAGGGGUUCUAGAAUGACGGAGUUAACUGCUGGAAGGCCAAAAUGCCUUCUCCCUAUUGGAAAUAAGCCAAUGGUGUGGUACCCACUGCAACUACUUGAACGAACAGGAAUAAAAGAUACAAUAUUGGUUGUGGUAGAGCAGGUACGGUCAGAAGUGCAAUCAGCACUUGAGCCAUGUGGAUUAAAGAUUCGUUUGGAUAUUGUUAGUAUCCCUGCUGCAGAAGACUGGGGAACUGCAGAUACACUACGGUUUUUGAGUGAUAGAAUUAAGUCUGAUGUUCUGAUUGUGAGCUGUGAUAUGGUAACCGAUAUGAAUCUGCAUCCAGUGUUGGAUGUUUUUCGAAAACAUUCAGCUGGGAUCGUAGCACUGUUCUUCCAUCCACAGCCAUCAGAUGCCUCAUCUGUGACACCAGGACCAAAGACAAAACAGAAGCCAGAGCGAGAUCUUGUUGGUUUGGACACAGAAACCUCACGUCUUGUAUUUCUAGCAUCAAUCUCAGAUUUUGAUGAUACAGUAUCGAUGCCAAGACGUCUGCUACGAAAACAUCCCAAUAUCUCAAUGUUCAGCCAACUUACUGAUGCUCAUUUCUAUGUUAUUAGGAAGUGGGUUGUUGAUUACUUAGCAUAUGAAAAGUCUUUUAGCACACUGAAAGGUGAAACGAUACCAUACAUUGUCAAGAAACAGUCAUCAAGACAUAAUACAUCGAGAAAAUAUGAUGACACCAAUGCAUCCCUUGUUGAUGAUGACAGGAAAGAUUUAUUCCAUUUUGCCCAGGAAGGCACUCUCUUGCAUAUGAUCAGGGAGUUAUCAAGUUAUAAUGAUCAUACUGGAGAUAUGAAGCCUGUGUAUCAUGGUGACCCAAUUCGUUGCUAUGCCUUCCUGGCACCUUCGGACAAAUUUGGCAUAAGAGCUAACACUGUGGCUGCUUACUGUGAUAUUAACAGAAGGAUUAAGCAACGGUGGGAUUCAGUUACUGGGAGUUGUGAACUUUCACCCAUCCAUCCAACUUCCAACAUAAAAUCUACCCAGAUUGAUGAUUUGUGCAUUGUUGGUGAACAGAGCAGUAUUGCUGGGAAGACGUCAAUCAAAAGCUGUAACAUUGGCGCGCAUUGUCAAAUUGAACCCAGAGUACGCCUGACACAGUGCAUUUUGAUGAAUGGUGUUAAGAUCCAAGAAGGAUGUGUUUUAUCAAAUUGUGUUCUGUGUGACGAGGUGGAAGUGGGUAACAAUUCUGAAUUGAAGGAUUGCUUGGUUGGAAGUCAUCAUACUGUAGCUGCUGCAGCUAAACAUGCAAGCGAGGUUCUAACUGAUGUCAAUCGGCUGAUGGAAAUUUAGGAUUGGGCCUUCUGUUACACAGUGCACUGGUGCUGGAAUCCAGAUUGCUGUAACAAGAAAACAGACUAGAUAGCAAGCUGUAAUUAUAAUUGGAC
Molecule: messenger RNA, 1722 nt
Organism: Cryptotermes secundus
Lineage: Eukaryota; Metazoa; Arthropoda; Insecta; Blattodea; Kalotermitidae
Gene: eIF2Bgamma
Product: translation initiation factor eIF-2B subunit gamma
Exons: 11
Coding region: 254-1627 (457 amino acids)
Biological process (GO): cytoplasmic translational initiation; biosynthetic process
Cellular component (GO): eukaryotic translation initiation factor 2B complex; guanyl-nucleotide exchange factor complex
Molecular function (GO): guanyl-nucleotide exchange factor activity; translation initiation factor activity
Source: RefSeq, a predicted model, not a curated record